Calliphora vicina (urban bluebottle blowfly) is the source of this 528-nucleotide messenger RNA. Its product is annotated as C-type lectin 37Db-like. The record is from RefSeq and is a predicted model, not a curated record. Lineage: Eukaryota; Metazoa; Arthropoda; Insecta; Diptera; Calliphoridae. Bases 1 to 528 code for a protein of 175 amino acids. Gene Ontology annotation, biological process: biological process involved in interspecies interaction between organisms. Gene Ontology annotation, molecular function: carbohydrate binding. Gene Ontology annotation, cellular component: external side of plasma membrane. The transcript is spliced from 2 exons.
AUGAUUACAACUACUAAACCUGUUUUAUUGGCUUUGAGCGUCGUUUUAUGGGCUUUAAUAUUUGCUCUUGAGGUUGAAGGCGAUUUAAUUACCGAUAUUGGUAAUAAGAAAUAUCUGAUAAAGACCGAUAAAAAGCUUAAUUGGUAUCAGGCUAAUCAUGCCUGUACCGUGGCGGGUAUGUCUUUGGCAUCAAUUGAAUCGGAAACGGAACAGACAAAUUUGAAGAAUUAUUUGUUUAAACAGAAUCAUUUAAAUGAUGGUUUCUGGUUGUCCGGCAAUAAUUUGGCUGAUGCAACCGUUUAUACAUGGCUGUCGAGUGGUAAUAAAUUGGAUUAUACAAACUGGGCAAGCUCACAACCUUCUCCUACUCCUGAUUAUUGUGUUUAUACUGAUGCAAAUUUGAAGUGGACCACAGAGGCUUGUGGUGGCACCACACCUGUUACAAAAUAUUUUAUCUGUUCAAGACCCCAUGUACCAGACUGUGGUAUUACUGGACGCUGCAAAGUAAAUAGAAAUUUCUUCUUUUGA